CAGCAGCAGCAGCAGCAUCCAACCUGCUUGUUCCUGCGGAGAGAGAGAGAGAGACUCGUCUGCAAACUGCUGCUCCCUGGUGCUCAGAAGCGGCCUGCUCCAUCUCCCAACUCUCAUUCAUUUCUUUUUCCCGGCGAACAUGAGAGAUCAUGGCCGCCUUCGGGCUUCUCAGUUAUGAGCAGAGACCUCUGAAACGACCCCGCCUCGGGCCGCCUGAUGUCUACCCCCAGGACCCCAAGCAGAAGGAGGAUGAACUUACUGCAGUGAAUGUAAAACAAGGCUUCAGUAACCAACCAGCAUUCUCCGGUGAUGAGCAUGGAUCAGCCAGGAAUAUUGUCAUUAACCCAUCAAAGAUUGGUGCAUAUUUUAGCAGCAUAUUAGCGGAGAAAUUAAAGCUCAAUACGUUCCAAGACACAGGAAAGAAGAAGCCGCAAGUUAAUGCUAAAGAUAAUUAUUGGCUGGUUACGGCUCGCUCUCAGAGUGCAAUUCACAAUUGGUUCUCAGAUUUGGCAGGAAACAAACCUCUGACUAAUUUAGCAAAAAAGGUCCCAAUCCUCAGUAAAAAAGAGGAUGUUUUUGCUUAUUUAGCUAAGUAUUCGGUGCCGCUGCUUCGGGCAGCAUGGCUCAUCAAGAUGACCUGUGCCUAUUACUCUGCCAUUUCUGAGGCUAAAAUCAAGAAACGUCAGACUUCCGACCCAAAUGUGGAAUGGACCCAGAUCUCUACCCGCUACCUUCGAGAACAGCUGGCGAAGAUUGCCGAAUUUUACCAUAUGACCUCGAACCCUGGCCACGACUCAGCAGCUGUCCCCCAAGAUGUGGAACAAGCCAUGAAGCAGUGGGAAUACAAUGAAAAGUUGGCAUUUUACAUGUUCCAGGAAGGAAUGCUCGAAAGACAUGAGUAUUUGACGUGGAUACUGGAUGUUUUGGAAAAAAUUAGACCAGUGGAUGAUGAUCUACUAAAACUCUUGUUGCCACUAAUGCUGCAGUAUUCCGAAGAAUUUGUUCAGUCAGCCUACCUGUCUCGUCGCCUUGCUUUCUUUUGUGCCAGACGUCUUUCCUUGCUGCUGAGCGACAGUCCCACUCUCCUCGCUGCACACUCACCUCAUAUGAUGAUUGGACCAAGCAACCCGCCCUUAGCAGCUCCGAGCCCGACCACACCCGCCCCCGUAAUGAGCCCGGUCCAGCUGGCCUGCUCGGAUUUUCUCUCCUGCCCUCAGCACCGUCCACUGGUUUACGGACUGAGUUGUAUGCUGCAGACUGUAACACUUUGUUGCCCAAGUGCCUUGGUGUGGAACUAUUCCACAAAUGAAAGCAAGAGCCUUAAUCCGGGCUCGCCUCUGGAUUUGCUCCAAGUCGCGCCGUCGAGUUUACCUAUGCCAGGCGGAAACUCAACGUUCAAUCAACAGGUUCGGGCAAAAAUCUAUGAGGUCGAACAGCAGAUAAAACAAAGGGGUCGUGCGGUGGAGGUGCGGUGGUCUUUUGACAAGUGCCAGGAGACAACAGCAGGGGUCACCAUCAGUCGCGUAUUGCACACGCUGGAAGUUUUGGAUCGUCACUGUUUUGACCGAUCGGAUUCCAGCAAUUCAAUGGAGACCCUUUAUCACAAGAUUUUCUGGGCAAACCAAAACAAAGAUAACCAGGAGGUUGCCCCCAAUGAUGAAGCAGUGGUGACUUUGCUGUGCGAAUGGGCCGUGAGCUGCAAGAGAUCCGGAAAACACAGAGCGAUGGCUGUGGCUAAACUUUUGGAGAAGCGGCAAGCUGAAAUUGAGGCUGAUAGAUGUGGUGAGUCAGAAGUCUUAGACGAAAAGGAAUCUAUUUCUUCAGCUUCCCUUGCCGGAUCCAGCCUGCCGGUCUUUCAGAAUGUGCUCCUCAGGUUUUUAGACACGCAGGCCCCAUCACUGUCUGACCCCAACAGCGAAUACGAAAAGACAGAGUUCGUGAAUCUGGUGCUACUGUUUUGUGAGUUCAUCCGACAUGACGUUUUCUCUCAUGAUGCCUACAUGUGUACUUUAAUAUCCCGGGGAGACUUAUCGAUCACGGCAACAACUAGAUCUCGGUCACCGAUUGGAGAAACGGGGGAAGAACACUAUUCAAAGGACCAUGGCGGAAAGAUGGAGGAACAUUGUAUUAUGGAACAUAUGGGCAUUGACUCAGGAACCGCUAGUAUUUUUGAUGAAGUUGACAAGAAUGACUUUAAAACCGACUUUGGUUCAGAAUUUCCAAUUUUUUCCCCUAUGCCUGGAGAAUCUUGCGAGAAUGCCAACCCUUCCUUAGACAGAAGAAUUUCAGUUCACAAUGAGAAGUUGGUGAAAAGGGAAAAACAGAGAGAAUUAAUUUUCCCCUCCAACUAUGAUCUCCUUCGUCACCUUCAAUAUGCAACACACUUCCCUAUUCCUCUGGAUGAAUCUUCAAGUCACGAAUGUAACCAGCGGACAAUUCUUCUGUAUGGAGUCGGGAAAGAGCGGGAUGAGGCAAGGCACCAGCUGAAGAAGAUAGCCAAAGAUAUCCUGAAAAUCCUGAACAAGAAGAGCACAACUGAAAGUGGCGUUGGGGAUGAAGGACAAAAAGCCAGGAAGAGUAAACAAGAAUCAUUUCCAACCCUAGAGACAGUGUUCACAAAACUACAACAGCUCUCCUAUUUUGAUCAACAUCAAGUGACAUCUCAGAUCUCCAGCAAUGUGCUAGAGCAGAUAACUAGCUUUGCUUCAGGAAUGUCAUAUCACCUCCCUCUGGCUCACCAUAUACAGUUUAUCUUUGAUCUCAUGGAGCCAGCUCUGAACAUCAACGGUCUCAUUGAUUUUGCAAUCCAGUUGCUAAAUGAGCUGAGUGUUGUGGAAGCGGAGCUGCUGCUGAAGUCCUCCAGCUUGGCAGGAAGUUACACAACAGGAUUAUGUGUGUGCAUUGUAGCUGUUCUGCGACGGUACCAUGCUUGUCUAAUUCUGAACCCUGACCAGACGGCACAAGUGUUUGAAGGGUUAUGUGGUGUGGUAAAGCACGUUGUCAAUCCAUCAGAAUGCUCUUCUCCUGAAAGAUGCAUCUUAGCCUACCUCUACGAUCUCUACGUGUCAUGUAGCCAUCUAAGAAGCAAAUUUGGAGACCUGUUCAGUAGCGCCUGUUCCAAGGUAAAGCAAACUAUAUACAGCAAUGUACAGCCCUCAAACUCCAAUCUAUUAUGGGACCCUGAGUUCAUGUUGGAUUUUAUCGAGAACCCCUCUGCUCACAGCAUCAACUACUCAAUGCUAGGCAAGAUCCUCAGCGACAAUGCAGCCAAUCGCUACAGCUUUGUGUGUAACGCCCUCAUGAAUGUAUGUAUGGGACAUCAGGAUGCAGGAAGAAUCAAUGACAUAGCCAACCUUUGUGCUGAGCUGACCGCUUGCUGUACAGUGCUCAGUUCAGAGUGGUUAGGGGUACUAAAGGCUCUCUGUUGCUCUUCAAAUCAUGUUUGGGGUUUUAAUGAUCUUCUCUGCAGCGUAGAUGUGAGUGAUCUCUCAUUCCAUGACUCCCUAGCCACAUUCAUUGCAAUUCUGAUAGCCCGGCAGUGUUUUUCCCUGGAAGAUGUCGUACAACAUGUAGCCCUCCCUUCUCUGCUUGCAGCAGCUUGUGGGGACCCAGAUGCGGAAUCUGGAGCGAGAAUGACCUGCCGGCUCCUGCUUCAUCUCUUCCGAACCCCCCAGGUCUGUUUGUUACCUCAAGCAACUGGAAAGUCUUUCCCAGGAAUUCGCUCGUCGUGCGAUCGCCACCUUUUAGCUGCCGCUCACAACAGCAUCGAAGUGGGGGCUGUGUUCGCGGUCUUAAAGGCAAUUUUGAUGCUUGGGGAUGCUGAAAUUGGCACCAGCAACACCAACUCUUUGAAGAAUGAUGAUUUCACCAUGAAGGGUUUAUUGGAUGACAUUAACGAUGAUGAUAUUUGGGGCUCCACACAAACCAUGAAAUCCUGUGGGAAAGCCGUUUCUAUAGAAACUGCAAGUUUAAGUGAAUAUGCUAGAUAUGUGCUAAGGACAAUCUGCCAGCAGGAAUGGGUAGGAGAGCAUUGCCUCAAAGAACCAGAAAGGUUGUGCACAGACAAAGAUCUCAUCCUAGAUCCUGUUCUCUCACACAAGCAAGCCCAGAAAUUGUUGCAGCUGAUUUGCUACCCUCAUGGAAUUAAAGAGUGUACAGAAGGGGACAACCUUCAAAGACAACAUAUUAAGCGCAUCCUUCAGAAUCUAGACCAGUGGACUCUCAAGCAGUCCUGGUUGGAGCUUCAAUUAAUGAUCAAGCAGUGCAUGAAGGAGCCUGGUUCUGGGUCUGUGGCUGAAAUGAACAGCUUGUUGGAUAAUAUUGCAAAGACGACAAUAGAGGUGUUUCAGCAAUCCGCUGAUUUAAACAAUAACUCUUCUAACUCUGGUAUAGGCCUCUUCAACCCAAUUGCUAUUGGAAACGCUGACACAAGUAACACAAGACAGAAUGGUAAAAAGGCAUUCCUAAGCUCCUCCGAACGCCGAGGUGUGUGGUUGAUGGCUCCGCUGAUUGCCAAGCUGCCUACUUCCGUCCAAGGAAGGGUCCUGAAAGCAGCUGGGGAAGAGCUGGAGAAAGGACAGCACUUAGGAUCCUCUUCAAAAAAGGAAAGAGACAGGCAAAAACAAAAAAGCAUGUCUCUCUUGAGCCAGCAGCCUUUCCUUUCAUUGGUACUUACCUGCUUGAAGGGACAGGAUGAGCAGCGGGAAGGGCUCCUAACAUCCUUGCAAAACCAAGUCAAUCAGAUUUUAAGUAACUGGAGGGAAGAGCGAUAUCAAGAUGAUGUUAAAGCAAGGCAGAUGAUGCACGAAGCAUUGCAGCUCCGCCUCAACCUGGUGGGUGGGAUGUUUGACACCGUGCAGAGAAGUACUCAGUGGACUACAGACUGGGCUCUUCUGCUCCUUCAGAUAAUCACUUCAGGAACCGUUGACAUGCAGACAAACAGUGAAUUAUUCACCACUGUGCUUGACAUGCUGGGUGUUCUCAUCAAUGGGACAUUAGCCUCUGACCUUUCAAAUGCUUCCCAAGGGGGAGCGGAAGAGAACAAAAGGGCAUACAUGAAUUUAGUGAAAAAGCUAAAAAAAGAACUAGGGGACAAACGUUCAGAAAGUAUUGACAAAGUUCGCCAGCUGCUCCCUUUGCCAAAGCAGACGUGUGAUGUUAUCACUUGUGAGCCCAUGGGAUCGUUGAUUGACACGAAAGGAAACAAAAUUGCAGGAUUUGACUCCAUAGAUAAGAAACAGGGGCUCCAGGUGUCUACGAAACAGAAGGUCUCCCCUUGGGACUUGUUUGAGGGUCAUAAAAACCCAGCCCCGCUCUCAUGGGCUUGGUUCGGGACCGUCCGCGUUGACAGGAAGGUGAUAAAAUACGAGGAGCAGCACCACCUUCUUCUGUACCACACCCACCCAAAGCCCAAACCCCAAAGUUACUACCUCGAGCCCCUGCCUCUCCCUCCCGAAGAGGAGGAAGAAGACUCCACCUCUCCCAUCUCUCAGGAACCGGAAAGGAAAUCGGCCGAGUUGUCCGAUCAGGGAAAAACCACUACAGAUGAAGAGAAGAAAACAAAAGGCAGGAAGCGAAAGACCAAAUCGAAUACAAGAGUUGACGAAUAUCCCCAGAACACCAUCUACCGAGUGCCUCCCAAUUACUCCCCCAUCUCUGCACAAAUGAUGCACCCCCCUCAGUCUGCCCUGUGGGGCUAUAACAUCAUGGGCCAGCCCCAGCAGCCGGGCUUCUUCCUCCAGAACCAGCAGCUCACCCCAGGUGGCUCCAGACUGGAUCCUUCUGGAUCAUUUGUGCCCACAAACACAAAGCAAGCCCUCUCGAACAUGCUGCAGAGGCGAUCUGGCACCAUGAUGCAGCCACCCACCCUGCAUGCCCUCACGUCCCAGCAGCAGUUGCUGCAGAUGAAACUUCUGCAGCAGCAGCAGCAGCAACAACAGCAGCAGCGACUUCUCAGGCAGCAAGCCCAGACAAGACCUUUUCAGCAGAGCCAGCCAAUAGACCAAGCUGCUAUUUUUGCUCAACAAGUUCGACCAUCUUCCCAGCUUUCCCAGUAUCCAGGGUUGCAGCAAGCCCAGUCCAUGCCCCAUGGAUACACGAUGUACGGCACUCAGAUGCCCCUGCAGCCUCAGCAGCAGCAACAGCAGCAGCAGCAGACCGGAGGCGUGGUCCUUUCUCCUGGCUAUAAUCCCAGAGCGUAUCCUCCCUCGCAUUCCAGUCCCGCACUCAUGGAAAGGCUCAGGCAGAUGCAGCAGCAGCCACCGAGCGGGUACAUUCAGCAGCAGGCUGCAGCCUACCUCCAGCCUCUGACGGGCCCCCAGCGACUGACCCACCAGCCUUUGCAGCCAAGCCCUCUGGUGGGAGGGGGACUUGAUGCUGUGCUCACGACAGCGACAACCACAUCGCAUCCAAACCUAAACUCAGUGCCACUGCCUCAAGAUCAGAUGAGACAGAGACAGCAGCAAAUUCGGCAGCAAAGGCUCCUUCAGCCGCCGCAGCCCCAAGCUUCUCAGCCCCACCCUCCGCCGCCGCCACCACAGCAGCAGCAGAGCCAGCAGACCCUCGGGCUUCAAGCGAUGCAGACCCAGCAGCCUUUGUUCCCCAGACAAGGCUUGCAGCAGACGCAGCAGCAGCAACAGACAGCAGCUUUGGUCCGACAACUGCAAAAACAGCUAUCUAGUAACCAGCCACAGCAAGGAGUCAAUCCUUAUGGACACCCAUCACACUUUUAAAUCUGGAAGAGGCAUCACCAUGUAGUUUUAUGGUUGCACUGAAGAAAAGAAAAUCAAAAUUCAAUGCACUAAUUAUUAAUAAUUUUAAUUUGUUUCUUCUUUAUUUUGAAUUUUUUCCACUAAUUUUGUGCUAUAUACAGCACGGAGAUUAGUGAACGGUGAAAUGGUGUUGGCUUUGGGGCCUUUUUGCAUUUAACAUUGUGAAGAGCUUAAAAAAUAUGGUGUGUGUAGGCCUCUUAAUGGGCUUGUUUUGUUGCAAAGCAAAGAAACUGGCUCUUUCUUUGGCCGUUGAUUUUUUUGUUUUUUAACGAGGAAUACUGGCUUUAAAGAGAUUAUUCAUUAUCAAGAAAGGUUUUUUUUUUUUGUUUGUUGUUUGGUUUUGUUUUUUUAGCUGCUCUGGACCAAACGACUGAAAUUAAAGGCAUUUCAGAUUUUGACAUAAAAGUUGACUUCACUGCUCACCUCUUAAUCUUUUGACAGUCAAGUGAAUGUUGAUUUGAGUCAUAUUAGAUUUAAAUGUUUGUAAUUUCAUAAGCACUUUAUAAACUUUUUUUGUGUUAGAAUACAAAAUUUUUCUCCUGCUUUCGUUGUGGUCAGAGGGUGCUGAUAGAGUUUCUUGCUUGUAUUUAAACUUCUUAAGGGUUCUAUAAAAGCCACAGUACGAUGUUAAUAAACCUUCUAGAGGUAGUAGUCCUGUACGGUUUCUUUCUCUUUGGAAAGUUCAUUGACCAAGGGGCCUCUGUAAAGAUACGACGCUUGGGUGGCAAGGGCCCAGUGGUUAUCGCUGGAGUGUCUGCUUUGAGCAGGUAGCGGCCAGGAGCAGGUCAUAUGGUUUCAGCCGGCUUCUGACCCUCCAGGAUCUUCCUCCAGGCUGGCUCACCCCUCUCCCGCACUCCAGGAAGUUUUCUCAGAGUCGGCCUGAGUCUCCGCAGGGCUGUAACUUGGCCCGGUUUUCCAAUCACCCGGCCCAAGCUCCCAGAAGGCUCUUGCUCUCAUUGAUGUAUUUGCCGUUGAUUUGGUAGGGUAAGUAUUUGAUAUUUUGACUUUCAUUAUUAACGUGGGUGUCAGUCAGUCUUGGUUGUGUGAUGCAUAUGCUGUAUUUAUAAAUCGGUGCAAAAAGCACAAGUAAAUUAUACAUCGAAUUGAUUCUAAUGAAAUAGUAACUAUUUUAACCUUGUUUGAGUAUGUGGUAAUUUGCUCGUAUUAGAGUAAAAAUUACAGUAAAUUAUAAUUUGGUUUGUGUAACAAGAGUAUUCCAUAUGAUAUUUUUUUAGGAUUAGAUGCACAAAUUUUGAAUGUGAAAAUUGCAGGGCAUUUGAAAACCUGUGGGAAUAUAUUCCCCUGUUCUGUAUUUGUUUUAUCUUUCUUUUUGCCAUAUGAUUUGCCAUUUAUGGUAGUCAAACAUACUGUGAAUAGAUAUGUCUAAAAUGAACAAACUGUGUAGAGCUGCGACAAGAAAAAUGCAGCUAGUUCAACUUUAGUCGAUGACUUCAUUUGAAAAAUCAUUAUAGAGAUGUAUCUUCCUCAGUGAGUUCCUCAUUGCAAGGUUUGACCAAUGCAAACGACCUCAACUAUAUGUCAGCUUCUUUUGCUGUAGCAACAUUCCUGUGAACUGUUUUGUACACUGUGAAAAUAUUUAGCUCCGGCCUCCUGAUUUCUCAUUUCCUAUGGGCUGGAAAAGACUUUGCCAAAACAUGAAGACCACUCUUUUCACCAAAAUAACAGGUAUCAGUUGUUCUCAGAAACUCACCUAGCGAUUUUUGCUGGUAUUUUAUACAUCAGGUUUUUUUUUCCCUUUUGCUCAAAUCAUAAUUAGAAUAAUAUGAUUUUUCCACAACUAGAUUCAUGUCUGGUCAAACACUGAGAUCCUGGCACUUGUCUUUUCAUGCCUCUCUUUUCUUAUGUAGUCAUUACUGGUUUUGAAACACCAGGUAGUUCUUUGAACUGGUUCCUCUCCACCACCACCCCAGCUCAGAGAACUUAUGACAGGAUUCCUGUUUUUAGACUAUUGUAACAAUUAGCAUUUCUGAGCCCUUUCUAUUUUGCAGCAUCUCGGACCAUUCUUUUCCCCCAAUUUUCACGUGCAGUAGGCUGAUAGGUCAAGACCAUCCACAUCCAUUUUACAGAUGAGCAUCGGAGGCAAAGAAAGGAAACGGCUCAUCUUUGAUUGUAUGGUGUGAGAGGAAACCGGUUUCCUGAAUCUCGAAAAGUUUUACAGAAAAAAUGACUCAUGCAAACAGGCACCCAAGCCCCGACUUUUUUUCCCACUUCAAAUCUCUCUUCCAAAAUGUUGGAAAGUAAAUCCCGUCCAUCUCACCCUAAAAUAGGGCCUGGACAGCCACAUGUAAAAGCAUAUUUAGCCUGUGAAAGGCUUUGCUGUCUUGUUUGUUUGGAAAGAUGGAAAAAGACAUACGACCUCAGUUCCCAGAGCCUAGAGUCUUCCCUCCAUAUACCUGUCUGCAAAGGUUUGACUGAAAGCCACUAGGUCGCCCAUAUACUUUGGACUUUUUCAACAUUGGCAUGUUCCAAAUGCAGUCCCUUCCCUAUCUCCCUACUAAAUGGCUCAUCCACAGUGUUCCUCACUAAGUGCAAGGGAACAGUAAACUCCGCGCCCCCCCCCCCCCCCACACACACGUUCGUACAUAGGUACUUACGUAUGUUUUGAGUAUCAGGGGAUCCAUGGAGGAAUCUUUUAGGACCUUCUUAGUCUUAAGUGACCCUAGAAAAAUCCUAAUCCUAGAAAGAGUAGACAAAUCCUCUACUGGCUAUGGCAGAGGUGAUGGAGUAGUACAACUCUGUCUGCUUCCAGAGCUAUGGCCUAGUGCAAAGCGUCCAUUGGAUUUCCCUAAGGAAAUAAGUAAAUUCAGGUCAAAUGGAGCCCUUAAUAGUACUUCAUUGUAGUUAGGAAGAAAAGUUCAUCUCUUUGGAAUAUAAUGAAACUUCCUUAUAGCUGUGUUCCAUUCAGCCUUCUUCUUCCUCCUUCCCUCACACCAUCUGUAUUUAAUAGAAAUUUUCAUUUUGGUAUAGUGUGAAAGCCAGGGAGCCAUGACCAUUAGCUAGAGCUUCAAGCUAAGGCCUCUUGGAGUGAAUUUUUCAGAGUGUAAGGAAGUUUUAUUGUAUUUUUAAUACCUUGGUGAGAGGCGUACCUGACAAGAGGAGGAAUCAAUCCUGCCUGUGCGGUUUCAAUGAAUGUACAGGCAUGGAGUUCUUUUAGGAGUGUUUAGGAUUGGCAGACCACAUGCAUUGUUAAAUGCCUUGAUUAAACCAUUUUUGUAUUCCUGGUCAAAGAAAAUUUCCAGUGUGGAAGUGUUAGAUUUUGACCAUAUUUCAAAGCUUAUUUUCUAUGGGUUUUGGCAAAUAUACCAAUACACAAACUGCAAAAUGAUUCUACAUCAGGAUAGUCACAUGGUAUGUAACUAAAUUUGGUUUUUCAGAUUUUCUCUGUUAUGGGUGCCAUGUUUACCACUGUUCAACAAGACAGAUGCUAUGUAAAUGAGAGAAAGAAAAAAAAUCAUUAUUUACUGGAAAAUUCAGGUACAUUUGAAGCUUCUUCUUUUAUGAGAGUAAUUUUAUUUUAACCUUUACUGUUAUUUGUUGGCAAAAUAAAAGUGCCUUAAGUUAAAGUUUGUUUUCAAAUCCAUUUGGUCAUUGAGGGAAUCAAUACUAGUUCAUAAAUGCAAGAUUUUUUUCCAAGUCUUUUUUUGCAUGUCCAUUAUAAAGUGAAUAUUGUAAAUGUGUUCUAAAUCAUUUCUGUGCCUCUGGCUGCCUUUGAUUAAACUUCUUCCAAAAAGAAA
Ornithorhynchus anatinus (platypus) is the source of this 10525-nucleotide messenger RNA. RefSeq names its product mediator complex subunit 12L (gene MED12L). Gene Ontology annotation, molecular function: beta-catenin binding; transcription coactivator activity. The transcript is spliced from 44 exons. Lineage: Eukaryota; Metazoa; Chordata; Mammalia; Monotremata; Ornithorhynchidae. Gene Ontology annotation, biological process: regulation of transcription by RNA polymerase II. Gene Ontology annotation, cellular component: mediator complex. The record is from RefSeq and is a predicted model, not a curated record. The coding region runs from base 150 to 6731 and encodes 2193 amino acids.